UCAGCAUGUCAAAUAGAUGCAACUCGAAAUCAUCACAAAUCGCUACGCAAAACUUAACACCGCUGAAUAAUUAAUAAUUCGUCAAAUAAUCUGUGUUAUCGCCAGCGCAAAUUGCGCCGAAACUCGCGGACGAUGAGCGACAACGAGGACGACUUUAUGAUCGAAGAUGAAGAAGAUUACGGCUUGGAAUAUUCAGAGGAUAGUAAUUCCGAGCCGGAUGUCGACUUGGAGAACCAAUACUAUAAUUCUAAGGCGCUCAAAGAGGAUGAUCCAAAGGGUGCACUCACAUCAUUUCAGAAAGUCUUGGAUCUUGAAAGUGGAGAGAAAGGAGAAUGGGGUUUUAAAGCUCUCAAGCAGAUGAUUAAGAUCAAUUUCAAGCUGGGGAAUUUCAAAGAGAUGAUGACCAGAUACAAGCAGUUGCUUACUUAUAUAAAAAGUGCAGUAACAAGAAACCAUAGUGAGAAAUCAAUUAAUUCAAUUUUGGAUUAUAUUUCUACAUCAAAAAAUAUGGAAUUACUGCAGGACUUUUACGAAACAACACUAGAAGCUUUAAAAGAUGCCAAGAAUGAUCGGUUAUGGUUUAAAACCAAUACAAAACUUGGUAAAUUGUAUUAUGAUCAAGGUGAUUUCAACAAGUUAGCAAAAAUUCUCAAACAAUUGCAUCAAUCAUGUCAGACUGAUGAUGGUGAGGAUGACUUGAAGAAAGGCACGCAACUGUUGGAGAUUUACGCGCUGGAAAUACAGAUGUACACUGAGCAGAAGAACAAUAAGAAACUGAAAACACUGUAUGAGCAGUCAUUGCACAUCAAGUCUGCUAUUCCACAUCCUUUGAUAAUGGGAGUGAUUAGGGAAUGUGGUGGAAAGAUGCAUCUGCGUGAGGGAGAGUUUGAACGAGCUCACACUGACUUUUUCGAGGCUUUCAAGAACUACGACGAGUCGGGAAGCCCACGAAGAACAACUUGCUUAAAAUAUUUAGUACUUGCCAAUAUGUUGAUGAAAUCAGGAAUAAACCCCUUCGAUUCGCAGGAAGCCAAGCCUUACAAAAACGACCCUGAGAUUCUAGCGAUGACAAAUCUAGUAAAUGCGUAUCAGAACAACGAUAUCAACGAUUUCGAGCUGAUCUUAAGACAGAAUCGUCAAAAUAUUAUGGAUGAUCCUUUUAUACGCGAACACAUUGAAGAUUUAUUGAGAAAUAUCCGCACCCAAGUACUUAUCAAAUUAAUUCGUCCCUACACGCGAAUCAACAUACCGUUUAUCUCAAGAGAAUUGAACAUUGAUGAAGACGACGUGGAGAAUUUGCUAGUUUCGUGCAUUUUAGACAAUACAAUCCAAGGACGCAUCGACGAAGUCAACCAUGUUCUCUUCCUGGAGAAGCCGAACGUCAACACGACGCGUUACAAUGCUCUGGACCGGUGGACGAAUCAACUGGGCGCGCUACACAUCUCAGUGGUGAACAAGAUGGCCUAAACACACCACACCACUCGCGUAUUAACUGUUUUUUAAUGCUAAUAUUAUUGAUAAGCAAUCUGCGGAUAAUCGAACCAGUGUUUGCGCAUCAUUCGUUCGGAUGGUGUGUGCGAUGAUGCCAAAAGUGAAAUUAUGUGUUAUUUAAUUUAAGAAAUGCACAUUCUAGAUGCACAACUAGAACAAACAAACAUCUUACAUGCAACUUGCAACAAUGCUGCGUAAUGGCAUUGUUCCGAAAGAGACCGAAAAGAAAUCAGUGAAUCUAAUUAAAUAUUAAGAUAUAUUCGAUUGAAUCAACCACUGUGCAUUAACUCUGUGAAUUAUCUUAGGUUUGCAUAUUUAAUGAAUUGAAAUUAGUUUCGGAAAUCGAACGAUUCGUACGUAUGGUUGUUGAGUUGUGACAGUAAUAACAUUCUGUACGAUUAUCAGUGUUUAGUAACAACAAUAAAAGAAGGAUUUACAUGUUU
This is a messenger RNA of Dalotia coriaria, 1934 nucleotides long. RefSeq names its product COP9 signalosome complex subunit 2 alien (gene alien). The coding region runs from base 133 to 1467 and encodes 444 amino acids. Gene Ontology annotation, biological process: protein deneddylation. The transcript has 6 exons. Gene Ontology annotation, molecular function: protein binding. The record is from RefSeq and is a predicted model, not a curated record. Gene Ontology annotation, cellular component: COP9 signalosome. NCBI's taxonomy places the organism in Eukaryota, Metazoa, Arthropoda, Insecta, Coleoptera, Staphylinidae.